UAAAUGGUCGGAGAGUAAGUCGUUUUCCGGUAAACAUGGCUUCCCACUGUUGACGGGGAAAUUUCUACAGCAACAAAGAGAGAUCCUUGAAAGUGAUUCUUUGAGCUACACGGUGAACUUGUUUAUCUUGAUAUAGUCUGCCUUCUGUUGCCAGGACAGGAGUGUAGCCAAGCCGUCGUCAUGGAAACAGAGGAGCAGGCCAGGAAUCGUUUCCAGUCCGAGCUGGAGUUCAUUCAGUGUUUGGCCAACCCGAACUACCUGAACUUUCUGGCUCAGAGAGGUGUCCUCAGAGAGAGACCGUUCAUCAACUACCUGAAAUAUCUGCUGUAUUGGAAAGAGCCCGAGUACGCCAAGUUCCUCAAGUAUCCUCACUGCCUGCACAUGCUAGAGCUGCUGCAGUAUGAACACUUCAGGAAGGAGCUGGUGAACGCUCAGUGCGCCAAGUUCAUCGACGAGCAGCAGCUGCUGCACUGGCAGCACUACUCCAGGAAACGCACCCGGCUGCAGCAGGCCCUCGCCGAGCAGCAGCAGCCCCAGCAGCAGCCGCCACCGCACGGGAACGCUGCCACCAAGUGAUGAUAUCACUGCAGGGGUGGCAGGAGGACUGUACAUAGGAAUAUUUAUAGAGCUCUGAUGCUGAAAGUGAUGGUUGAGACACUUCAGCGUGGUGUUUGUUUUCUUUCUUGCUUUACGUUGUUUGAACAGGAUGCUGAUUAAAGAUUGACGACCAGAGUUUGCACUGAGUGGGACAUUUUGGAGCUAGAUGACAAACUCAGUCUGAGCUCUGUCAGAUCAGCUGAACUUUAAACCAACACUGAUAAAUCUCGGUCCAGAGAUAAUGUGUCCACAUAGCUGCAGUUACAGUCAGUUUAUAGCUGCUUUUUCACACAUGCCCACAACUCCUGAACACUUAACAAAAUGUUCAGGGAACACAAACAGCUAAUAUUUCCACCCCGACUUCAUCUCGGAUUUUUCCCGCCAGCCCCCCUGGAAGAAAUUUUGGUUGAAUGAUGUAAGUUUACUGAAAGGAUACAAAAAAAAUGAAAUGAAAUAAUACAAUAAUA
Notolabrus celidotus (New Zealand spotty) is the source of this 1064-nucleotide messenger RNA. It is a transcript of the gene med31, whose product is annotated as mediator complex subunit 31. Gene Ontology annotation, biological process: regulation of transcription by RNA polymerase II. Gene Ontology annotation, cellular component: mediator complex; core mediator complex. Gene Ontology annotation, molecular function: transcription coregulator activity. The record is from RefSeq and is a predicted model, not a curated record. Bases 181 to 576 code for a protein of 131 amino acids. The transcript has 4 exons. Lineage: Eukaryota; Metazoa; Chordata; Actinopteri; Labriformes; Labridae.